This is a messenger RNA of Cheilinus undulatus (humphead wrasse), 2796 nucleotides long. RefSeq names its product zinc finger protein 436-like. Gene Ontology annotation, molecular function: DNA-binding transcription factor activity, RNA polymerase II-specific; RNA polymerase II cis-regulatory region sequence-specific DNA binding. The record is from RefSeq and is a predicted model, not a curated record. NCBI's taxonomy places the organism in Eukaryota, Metazoa, Chordata, Actinopteri, Labriformes, Labridae. The transcript has 2 exons. Gene Ontology annotation, biological process: regulation of DNA-templated transcription. Bases 382 to 2370 code for a protein of 662 amino acids.
UGGAGCAGCUUUAUCAUUUGCGUCCCGUGGAGAGUGCAGCAGCAGCGGCAGCCAUGAACAUUUACAGCCUCAGUGUGGCUAAAUGAUCAUCUAAAUGCACUCUGUACUGUGAAUCUCUUUGCCAGUGUUUUUACUUCAAAUGUCCGCUUGAUAGACUAUAAAGCUAGCUUAGCUUAGCAUACUAGCAGUAGACAGACUGACGGGCACGGAACUCAGCCGUAGAGAGCCAGCGAAGUUACUGUUAGAAUGCUAGCAGUGCUUUUGAACGAGUUUAUCUGGAGAAUAAGUCACUUUCUUUAUGUGAAAAUGUUCAUUUUGUAAGUUGGAAGUGUUUUUACAAACCAGAAGCACUCUGUUGAAGAUACACCGGACAGUUGGAAAAUGGAAACUCCUGGACGCUGUUUUCUUCCCUCAGCUUUACUGAAACAGAACAGACAUCCAGCUGCUGUUGGUGAGCUCCUCCCUGAGCAGGAGGAGUGGAGCCCCAGUCUGGACCAGGAAGACACUGAGCCGCCAUGCAUCAAAGAGGAAGAGGAUGAACUUUGGAGCAAUCGGGAAGGACUGGAAGAGGCUGAUAUUAUCAAGUUCACAUUUAAUCCUGUCUCUGUGAAGAGUGAAAAUGAUGAGGAGAAAAAUCAGACAUUGCUGCUUCAUCAAAUAAAAACAGAAGAAAUAGAAAGUGAAAGUGAAGGAGAGGACUGUGGAGGAUUGGAGCCUGCAGUGGACCAGGACCCAGAGAGAAUUUCAAAUUCAGACACUGAGGACAAAAAUAAAGACUAUUCUGAAGCUGAGACUGAAGAUUGUGAAGCUUUCAGCUUUAACACUGAGUGUCAGUCAGUGGAAAAGACUAAAUAUAAGAGGCCAAAGACUGAUGAGAGUUCACACAUCUGCUCUCAGUGUGGUAAAUCAUUCAAAGAGAAAAGCUAUCUAGAUAUACACAUGAGAAUUCAUACAGGGGAAAAGCCCUUCAGCUGCUCUGAAUGUGGAAAAUGUUUUAAUCAAAGAGGGAAUCUAAUUCAGCACAUAAAAAUUCAUCAAAAUGAGAAACCCUUUAGCUGCUCUGAGUGUGGUAAAAGCUUCAAACUUAAAGGAAAUCUACUUCAGCAUAUGAAAAUUCACCAAAAUGAGAAACCGUUUGGUUGUUCUCAGUGUUUUAAAACAUUCAAACAAAAGGGGGCUCUAAAACAACACAUGAGAAUUCAUGAAGGUGAAAAGGCCUUCAACUGCCCUGAGUGUGGUAAAAAAUUCACAAAUAAAGGACAAGUGUCUGCACACAUGCUAGUACACACUGAAGAGAAGCUUUUCAGCUGCUCUGACUGUGGCAAAGGAUUUAAACGUCAGCAUGAUCUGACCAGACACAUGUUGGUACACACGGGAGAGAAACCCUUCACCUGCCCUGAGUGCGAUAAAGGAUUUUACCAAAAGUUUCAUUUGACUACCCACAUGUUACUUCACACCGGAGAGAAACCCUACUGCUGCCCUGAGUGCAAUAAGAAAUUUAAGCAAAAGUUUCAUCUGACCAAACACAUGAUAGUUCACACAGGAGAGAAACCUUUUAGCUGUCCUGAAUGUGCUAAAAGUUUUUACCACAAGGCUAAUUUGACCAAACAUCUGGCACAUCACAGAGGGGAGAAACCCUACAGCUGCAAGGUUUGUGAGCAAAGAUUUUCCUGGUGCACACAGUUAAAAAGACACAAGUGUGCUGUUGGCCAGGCCACUGUUUUUCAUCAGGCAAAGAAGAAAAGCAAGUCGGAUAAAACAGCAGCUGAUGGCAAAGACCGUGGAGGAGCUGGACCAUGUAGGAGUUCUGAUCGAGAGAGACAAUCAGAGAUUGAGGUUAUGAUUGACAACUUUUCUGACCUUGAGAGUGAAGAUAGUGAUGAUGAACAGUGGGAGACCAGAGGUGAGGAAUCAAGUUUGAACUCUUUUAGAAAUGAUUAUAUAUCUCAGAGUGCAGAAACAUUUGACAGCAUCCAAUCGCCCUGCCAUGAGUCCAAUGAAACCUGCAACACCAGUGAGCUUAUAAUGAUCAACAGAAAAAGAGAAGAGAGCCUUUUCAGUGGCCCAGGAUGUAUGAGAGGAGGUUUGGACCAACACAGAGUCCACAGAGGGGCAAAGCAGGAGAACCCUGAUCCCACACUUACUGAAGAGGAAGAGGAGGAUCUCUGGAGCAGUGGGCCUGACACAAUCAAGUUCCCUUUCACCACUGUCUCUGUGAAGAGUGAAGAUGAUGAAGAGAAACUUCAGAUCUCACAGUUUCAUCAAAGACAAAUUGAACAGAUGGAAACCGUAGCUGAACAGGCCAGGAACUCAGAUCAAGAGAGACAUUUACAACCAAAGACUGAGGUCAAGACUGAAGAGUUGUUUUGACCUUGAAGGACAGUGAUAACUGGAAAGAGAUCAGAGACUAGUAGUACAGAUUUGACCACAAGUUAUUUUAUGGUUCUUGUCCUCGAUGAGAUGUAUUGCUCGUGAGAAACCACUGCACUGAUCUGAGCUAAUGCACUCACCUGGAGUCACUGAUGCAACUCUUUAACAUCGGCUGAUUGUUAACAAACAUUGGCAGAUAAUGUAGCAUGAACAGAUAUCAGCUGACAGUGUUUAUCUCCUGUGUGUCCUCUGGCAUACCUAGCUGCUGAAUCACAUUACAGAUUUUUUAUUGGCCAGAGGGUGUCACCUAUUUGUAAACUGGGAUCUUUUUUCAUGGUCAGACAAGAAAAAUUGUUGGUAUAGUAGAAGUCUUAUACAAAAAGAAGUAACUGACAAACAGUGGUAUCAGUAAUCAGCUGAAGUGUU